AUGGGUAUUUCUCGUGACUCCCGCCACAAGCGCUCCGCCUCCGGCGCCAAGCGAGCCUUCUACCGGAAGAAGCGCGCUUUCGAGGCCGGCCGCCAGGCUGCCAACACCCGUAUCGGCCCCAAGCGAAUCCGAACCAUCCGCACCCGCGGCGGCAACCACAAGUACCGAGCCCUCCGCCUCGACACGGGCAACUUCGCCUGGGGCUCCGAGGGCUGCACGCGCAAGACCCGCAUCAUCGUCGUCGCCUACCACCCUUCCAACAACGAGCUCGUCCGCACCAACACCCUGACCAAGGCCGCCGUCGUCCAGAUCGACGCCGCCCCCUUCAGGCAGUGGUACGAGGCCCACUACGGCCAGUCCCUCGGCAGGAGGCGACAGAGGGCCCAGGCCGCCAAGGAGGGCAAGGAGGCCGGCGAGGAGGUCAAGAAGAGCAAGUCUGUCGAGAAGAAGCAGGCUGCUCGCUUCGCUGCCGGCGGAAAGGUCGACCCCGCUCUUGAGAAGCAGUUCGAGGCUGGUCGUCUUUAUGCUGUCAUUUCUAGCCGUCCUGGUCAGUCUGGCCGCUGCGACGGUUACAUCCUUGAGGGUGAGGAGCUCGCUUUCUACCAGCGCAAGCUCCACAAGUAA
Scedosporium apiospermum is the source of this 624-nucleotide messenger RNA. RefSeq names its product 40S ribosomal protein S8-B. The coding region runs from base 1 to 624 and encodes 207 amino acids. Gene Ontology annotation, cellular component: ribosome; cytosolic small ribosomal subunit. Gene Ontology annotation, molecular function: structural constituent of ribosome. Gene Ontology annotation, biological process: translation; maturation of SSU-rRNA from tricistronic rRNA transcript (SSU-rRNA, 5.8S rRNA, LSU-rRNA). The record is from RefSeq and is a predicted model, not a curated record. Lineage: Eukaryota; Fungi; Ascomycota; Sordariomycetes; Microascales; Microascaceae. The transcript is spliced from 2 exons.